CGCAAGGCGCAAAGUUGUGACCCAAGUAGUCCAACUUAAAGGGCGGAGAGCGAGCGACAGUGAGGCACAAAUUGCCAUUGAGUGUUCAUUGCGUGGCGACGAAAAUGUACAGAUCUUAAUAAAUUGAGAGGGAGCUUGUGAGAUUGACGCGCACAGUUUACAUUUCCCCAAAGUUUGUAAAUAACAAAAAGUCCCCCUGCAGCAAUAUGGCUGCUGCAUUUGUUUAUCGCCUGCUUUUGUCUGCGGCAUCUAUUGUUAAUGUGCUGCCGAUUGGAGCACAAAGGCAUACAGCUUCAGAUAAUCCCUCGACAUACAAUAUAGGCGGUGUAUUGAGCAAUUCCGACAGCGAGGCUCAUUUUCGCACAACAAUAGCGCAUUUGAAUUUCGACCAGCAGUAUGUGCCACGCAAGGUUACCUAUUACGAUAAGACGAUACGGAUGGAUAAGAACCCAAUUAAGACCGUAUUUAAUGUCUGCGACAAGCUCAUUGAAAAACGUGUCUACGCGGUUGUUGUGUCGCAUGAGCAAACCUCAGGCGAUUUGUCGCCAGCAGCUGUGAGCUAUACAAGCGGUUUCUAUUCCAUACCCGUCAUUGGCAUAUCCUCCCGAGAUGCGGCCUUCUCCGACAAGAAUAUACACGUCUCAUUCCUCCGCACUGUUCCCCCGUACUAUCAUCAGGCGGACGUUUGGCUCGAAAUGCUCAGUCACUUUCUGUAUACGAAGGUAAUCAUCAUUCACAGUUCUGAUACGGAUGGACGCGCCAUUUUGGGUCGCUUCCAGACCACAUCGCAGACCUACUAUGAUGACGUUGAUGUGCGAGCAACCGUUGAAUUGAUUGUUGAAUUCGAGCCAAAACUGGAGAGUUUUACGGAGCAUUUAAUAGACAUGAAGACGGCACAGUCCAGGGUCUAUCUUAUGUAUGCGAGCACUGAGGAUGCGCAAGUGAUAUUCCGCGAUGCUGGCGAAUAUAAUAUGACUGGCGAGGGACAUGUGUGGAUUGUGACGGAGCAGGCGCUGCAUGCGGACAAUACGCCGGACGGAGUGCUUGGCCUGAAGCUGGAGCACGCCCAUGGCGACAAGGGACACAUUAGGGAUAGCGUUUAUGUGUUGGCAUCGGCAAUUAAGGAAAUGAUUUCAAACGAAACUAUAGCUGAGGCGCCUAAGGAUUGUGGCGAUUCGGCGGUCAAUUGGGAAUCAGGCAAGCGUCUGUUUCAGUACCUAAAGUCUAGAAACAUAACGGGAGAGACGGGUCAAGUGGCCUUUGAUGACAAUGGCGAUCGCAUCUAUGCGGGCUACGAUGUGAUCAACAUCAGAGAGCGUCAGCAGCAGCACGUUGUUGGCAAGUUCAGCUACGAUAGCUUGAAGGGCAAAAUGCGCAUGCGCAUCAACGACAGCGAGAUCAUCUGGGGCGGUAAACAGAAGCGCAAGCCGGAGGGCAUCAUGAUACCCACUCACCUCAAGGUGCUCACCAUAGAGGAGAAGCCCUUUGUCUACGUGCGACGCAUGGGCGACGACGAGUUCCGCUGUGAGCCUGACGAGCGGCCCUGUCCUCUCUUUAAUGCCAGCGAUGCCUCAACUAAUGAGUUCUGCUGUCGCGGCUACUGCAUUGAUCUGCUCAUUGAGCUGUCGAAGCGCAUCAAUUUUACCUAUGAUCUAGCUUUAUCGCCCGAUGGCCAAUUUGGACAUUACAUACUGAGGAAUAGCACUGGAGCUUUGGCCUUGCGCAAGGAGUGGACGGGAUUGAUUGGCGAACUGGUCAAUGAACGUGCCGACAUGAUCGUUGCACCACUAACCAUUAAUCCGGAGCGUGCCGAGUACAUUGAAUUCUCGAAACCAUUCAAAUACCAAGGCAUUACAAUACUCGAGAAGAAACCGUCCCGAUCGAGUACUCUUGUGUCUUUCUUGCAGCCAUUUAGUAACACGCUAUGGAUCUUGGUAAUGGUGUCGGUUCAUGUUGUGGCGCUCGUCCUCUAUCUGCUCGACAGAUUCUCACCGUUUGGACGCUUCAAGCUCUCGCACACGGACAGCAACGAGGAGAAGGCCCUCAAUCUCAGCUCUGCUGUGUGGUUCGCCUGGGGUGUGCUGCUCAAUAGUGGGAUUGGUGAGGGAACGCCGCGCAGCUUCUCGGCCCGGGUGCUGGGCAUGGUCUGGGCCGGUUUUGCCAUGAUUAUUGUCGCCUCCUACACUGCCAACCUGGCUGCCUUUCUCGUGCUCGAGCGUCCCAAAACAAAGCUGAGUGGCAUCAACGAUGCACGCUUGCGCAACACCAUGGAGAAUCUGACGUGUGCCACAGUCAAGGGGUCAUCGGUGGACAUGUACUUUCGUCGGCAGGUGGAGCUCUCGAACAUGUAUCGCACCAUGGAGUCCAACAACUAUGUGACCGCCGAGCAGGCGAUUCAGGAUGUGAAGAAGGGCAAGCUGAUGGCUUUUAUAUGGGACUCGUCGCGUCUGGAGUAUGAGGCUUCCAAGGACUGUGAGUUGGUCACUGCUGGCGAGCUCUUUGGACGCAGUGGCUAUGGCAUAGGAUUGCAGAAGGGUUCACCCUGGACAGAUGCUGUUACGUUGGCCAUACUCGAGUUUCAUGAAAGUGGCUUCAUGGAGAAACUGGACAAGCAGUGGAUCUUUCAUGGUCACGUGCAGCAGAACUGCGAGCUGUUUGAGAAGACACCCAAUACGCUGGGACUGAAGAACAUGGCUGGCGUGUUCAUCUUGGUGGGCGUGGGCAUUGCUGGAGGCGUGGGGCUCAUCAUCAUUGAGGUCAUCUACAAGAAGCAUCAGGUGAAAAAGCAAAAGCGGCUGGACAUAGCACGCCAUGCCGCCGACAAAUGGCGCGGCACCAUUGAGAAACGCAAGACGAUACGCGCCUCGCUGGCCAUGCAACGUCAGUACAAUGUGGGUCUGAUGGCAUCCCAUGCACCUGGGACCAUCAGCCUGGCGGUGGACAAACGUCGUUAUCCUCGCCUGGGUCAACGUCUGGGACCGGAACGAGCUUGGCCCGGCGAUGCUGCCGAUGUGCUGCGCAUACGGCGACCCUAUGAACUGGCCAAAUCCGGAUUGGCACCGCCUCAAUUGGGUCUGGGAAAGACGCGACCACAACAGAAUCAAUUGCCACCGCGCUACUCGCCCGGUUAUACCAGCGAUGUGUCGCACUUGGUCGUUUAAGUUAACAUUUUGAGCUGCCCUUUGGGCAAAUAGCAAAACAAAACCUAAGAUAGUAUUACGAUUACGAUGAAUAUGAAUUAUCGCCAACGAUUAUACAUCGCAAUGUGUCCCAUGCUCAAUACCUGAGGAUUUACAAAGCCAAUUGAGAAUUUAUACCUAAACAUUGCAUGCCACUAAUUUGCUGGGACAUUAAUCAAGCACUGGGAGUCCACUUUAAAGCAGAGUAUUUUAACUUUAACAUAAGUUAGUAUUUUAAAAUACUAACUCUCUUUAAUUUCAUUAAAUAUUCAUAUCAUUCCCU
Drosophila albomicans is the source of this 3462-nucleotide messenger RNA. It is a transcript of the gene Nmdar1, whose product is annotated as glutamate [NMDA] receptor subunit 1. The coding region runs from base 207 to 3161 and encodes 984 amino acids. The transcript has 15 exons. Gene Ontology annotation, cellular component: NMDA selective glutamate receptor complex; plasma membrane; synapse. The record is from RefSeq and is a predicted model, not a curated record. Gene Ontology annotation, biological process: regulation of membrane potential; monoatomic ion transport; ionotropic glutamate receptor signaling pathway. Gene Ontology annotation, molecular function: NMDA glutamate receptor activity. Lineage: Eukaryota; Metazoa; Arthropoda; Insecta; Diptera; Drosophilidae.